AGCGGCGGCGGCGGCUGUACCGGCGCCCUCAGCCCUGCUAGCCGCGCGCCGGUCCCGCGGAGAGGACUCGGGAAGGGAACGGUGCUCGGUGACCACCUCGGACACACGACCGCCAGCCCGGCGUCGCGGCCUCGCCGCAGCCGGAGCUGCCCGGCCCGGUUGGUUCUGCGGGCGCCCGCGGAAGCCCGGGAGCCGGGCUGCCGGGAGCCGUGGAUGAAAAAGGUGACCGCAGGCGACGCUCGGGAGCCUACGGGAUCCGCGAAGGGCCCGCGGCAUUCACGGGCUGCGCCGCGUGCGGCCGGCGGUCAGUUCCUCGGGAAGGAUGACAGUGAAGUUGGGCGACGCCGGCAGCGGGGAGGAAGGGCUCAAGAAGCUGGGCAAGCGGACGGCCGAUGAGGAGUCACUGGACGGAGAGGGGCCCGGCGGCGCGGACGCGGCGGAGGACAGCAGCAGCACAAAGAGGGACGGGCAGACCCCUCGGGCCGCCGGAGCCCCCGCGCCACCCAGAGGGCUGCCGACCCCGUCCCCACCGCAGGGCAGCCCCCAGGACCAGCACCACUUCCUAAGGUCCAGCGUGCGGCCACAGAGCAAGAGGCCCAGGAAAGACGCACCCUGCGCUGUGGGCAGUGGUGGUGCCAGCGGUUCCGGGCCGCGCGGAAAAGGAGGCGACGGUGGUGCAUCUUCUUCUGGAAACGUGUCUGGGGUUGCUCCUGCCACCCCUGCAGGAGGUUCGCGCUCCUCUUCCCGUAACAUAGGAUCUUCAGGGCCUGAGAAGGAAGAAGGAAAGAAGGUCCGGAGGCAGUGGGAGUCGUGGAGCACAGAGGACAAGAACACCUUCUUCGAAGGCCUGUAUGAGCAUGGAAAAGAUUUUGAAGCCAUUCAGAACAAUAUUGCUCUAAAAUACAAAAAGAAGGGGAAGCCUGCAAGCAUGGUGAAGAACAAAGAGCAGGUCCGGCAUUUCUACUACCGCACCUGGCACAAGAUUACCAAAUACAUUGACUUUGACAAUGUGUUUUCUCGUGGGCUGAAGAAAUCAUCCCAGGAACUCUAUGGUCUCAUCUGCUAUGGCGAGCUACGCAAGAAGAUUGGGGGUUGUAUGGAUGACAAGAAUGCAACAAAGUUGAAUGAGCUCAUUCAGGUUGGAGCCACCACAGUUCGUUAUAAAGGGAGAAAUCUGCGGAUCAAGGCACCCAUGUGUCGGGCCUUAAAGAAACUCUGCGAUCCAGAUGGUCUAAGUGAUGAAGAGGACCAGAAGCCAGUGCGCCUACCCCUGAAAGUCCCUGUAGAGCUACAACCACGGAACAACCACGCCUGGGCACGAGUGCAGAGCCUUGCCCAGAACCCACGCCUCAGGAUGAUUGUGGAGCUACAUCGAAAAGUCUCUAGCCUCAUUGAAUUCUUGAAGCAGAAGUGGGCCCUCCAUGAAGUACGAAUUCGGAAGACACUUGAGGUGAGGCAGCUGCAGGGCUCAAGCACAUUGCAGACCCAAGAGAAGGUGGCAUUGCACUUGUUCCCAGGCGAGAACUGUACGCUGACACCACUGCCGGGUGUGGCCCGUGUGGUACACUCCAAGGCCUUCUGCACCGUACACUGGCAAGAGGGUGGCCGUUGCAAGCAGGGCACCAAGGACACACACUUGUUGCCUCCAGCCCAGAUCCUGGGCAUCCAGAGUGGGCAGGGAAUAGCCCGGGGCCAGGUGAAAUGCCAGAGGAGCAGUGCUGAAAGCAAGGGUGGGGGCCGGAUCCUUCCCACUGCAGAUGCUUCACAGAGUUCAGGGGAGAGUUCCCCUGAGAGUGCUCCUGGAGAGGGGACAGCUCCAAGUAUGAGCAGCCCAGAUGUCCCUGACAGGCCUCCUCAUGGGCACCAGGACUCUGGACCACAGCUUGAGAAGACUCCUGUGGCAGCCCUUGCGGUGGGUGGGGACAGCCCCAUUCAAGAGUCUGGGGCCCUGCCAUGUUCCUGCGGCCAGCCCCCAGACUUGGAAGAUGAACUCUCACUCCUUGACCCCUUUCCCCGCUACCUGAAGUCUUGCCAGGAUCUCAUCAUCCCGGAGCAGUGCCGCUGUGCAGAUUCACAGUCUGGGAGAGAGCACCCUCAUCAGGGCCAGGUAGCUUCCCCGGAGGCCCUCAUCCCCAGCAGCAGAGAGGUUGCUGACAGUUGUUCCCCUGGCCUGGACCCUCAACCUGGCACCGAUCCUCAACCUGACCCCAGGCUUCUGCCAGAUGUUUGUACUAAAGAGCCGGCAGAUGCACCUCCUGAAGAGUCCCAAGAGAAAGGGAGCCCCUCAGAACCUCUGUUGUCUCAGGGACAGCCUGCUGCCCGGCCUUCAAAGGAAGUCCCUGCCAGCCAGCUGGCCCAGCAGCUACGUGAAGAGGGCUGGAACUUGCAGACCUCAGAGAGCCUCACACUAGCUGAAGUCUACCUCAUGAUGGGCAAGCCGAGCAAGCUGCAGUUGGAGUAUGAUUGGCUGGCUGUGCUGGGCCCUGAGAAUCAGGCGCCUACAGCACAGGGCCAGACUGCUUUAUCCCGCUCCCCACCCUCAGCCCUCCACCAGCAGCGCCUCCUGAGCUGCCUCCUGAGGCUCAUCUCCACUGAGGUCCACCCUAAGAUGGCUUUUGAAGCAAACACAGCAUCAACAGCCUCAGUCAGACCCGCCCAGGAAGAACAGUCCACAACCCCUCCAGGGAAGGUAGUGACCAUCAGCUCUCGAAGUCCCCGCUGCUCUCGAAACCCUUCUGCCCUCCGGAGCAGCAAGACCUUCCCAUCUGGUUCUGCACCUUGUUCCCCAGGUUUGAGAAAUCCUCCAAGGCCUCUCUUGGUGGCUGGUCCCUCCAGCACAGGAAGCAGUGACUCAGAUGGUGGCCUCUUUGCUGUCCCAACAACUUUGCCACCCAAUAGUCGACAUGGAAAGCUCUUCUCUCCCAGCAAGGAGGCGGAGCUGACUUUUAGGCAGCACUUAGACUCCAUCAGUAUACAGUCAGACUUUUUCUCACCAAAGCCCAAGAAACUACGGAAACGGCACUUACGAAAGCCACUGGUAGUCCAGAGGACACUACUGCCUAGACCUUCUGAAAACCAGUCCCACAAUGUGUGCUCCUUCUCCAUCCUGUCUAAUUCUCCUAUAGCCGGGAGAGGCUGGUUCCGGCCCAUCCAGUCUUCUCUGACCAAAGCAGCUCUGUCUCGACCGAUAGUGCCCAAGGUCCUCCCAUCUCAGGCCACCAGUCACCUGCCCAGUGCCAUCGACUUAGCAGCUCAAAGUGCUGGCAUCAUCCCUGCCGAUGGCUCAUCUGUCAUCUCUCCACUGUCUUCAGAACAAGCAACCACUGCCAUCUCGGGGCAGGGUGACACUGGACCACACCAGAACAGCAACCCUGUUUCUACUGGCACUAAUGACCCGUUUAUUAGCGUUCCAAGACAAGAGCAGGAGCCAAUGACAGACAGUUUCCAGGGAUCAUCUGUUCUAUCCUUACCUGAGCUUCCCAAGGCUCAUCUCCAGAAUGGCCUUUCCACACCUUUACCCUCAUCAGAGAGCUCCAGCACCAGGCUCUCCCCACCCAAUGUUUCUGCACUGCUGGACAUAUCCCUCCCUGGCCCACCUGAGGAUGUUCUCUCACAGGGAGAACCUGCUACACAGAUCAGUGACUCCAUCAUUGAAAUUGCCAUCAGCUCUGGCCAGUACAGUGAAGGAGUUCCUCUUUCACCAGCAAAACUGAAUGGCAGUGACAGUUCCAAGAGUCUUCCUUCCCCAUCCAGCAGCCCCCAGCCCAACUGGAUUGCAUCUCCCACGCACGACCCCCAGUGGUACCCCAGUGACUCUACAGAUUCUUCACUCAGCAGCUUGUUUGCCAGCUUCAUAUCCCCAGAGAAGAGCAGGAAGAUGCUACCAACUACUGUUGGAGCCAACAGUGGCACGUCUUUGCUUGGACCUAGCUUGUUGGAUGGAAAUUCAAGGGACUCUUUUGUGUCCAGAUCUCUGGCUGAUGUUGCAGAAGUGGUAGAUUCCCAGUUGGUGUGCAUGAUGAAUGAGAACAGCAUUGACUAUAUAUCUCGAUUUAAUGACUUGGCUCAAGAAUUGUCCAUCAAUGAGCCUGGCCGCCGAGAGGUUCUUUUUGAUGGUGGAGGAGGUGGUAAUCCUGUUGGUGACCUCUCUCAAUGACUGUGCCUUGUGACGUGGGCAUCCUGGAAUCCACAAAGGAGAUCUACAAGGGGCUGGCCCUUGAAACUGUCUUCACAGUAGAGAAAAUCAAGCCCAGAAUCCUGAGAAGACAAUGAGGAAGAGCACCUCUAACAGCAUACGAUACACAGCCCAUAGGAGUCGCUGGUCAUGGCCUGUCCAACAAUCAGGGUGAUACCAUCCAUAGAGGCCAGGACAAGCUCUGAGAAGGGUAGACAUCAGAAAUCCUUUUGGUAUCGGAGCCCUUACUUGCAGUCCUAUAGCCUGUGUGGCAAUCCCAACUGUGUGUCUGCGUGUUAAGCCUUCCAGUGGGUCUCCUCCUUGCAAGAGACAUGCCUGGUGUUCAUUUUGUCUUGGAAGCUGUUAGUCUGUGUGAAGGAAGACCACAGCCACUGCUGCUUUCUUUCCGAUCCUUUCCCUGCUUGGCUGUUUUGUUUGUACUGAUGUUGCAAGAGACAGUGAAUGUAGACCAGGCUCUUGCCUGGUGGUAUUUUCAACCCAAGAUACUUCCUGGAUGCCUUGACAGUGAAUCAGAGAAGGGUCCCAGAGUCAUGUAACUAAUGCUAUAUUCUCAAGAUUCCUGACCCUCACCUAGUGCUUCCCCCAUCCAGAGGUUUGGUUCUGCCUGUCAUAAGAAGGAAGAAAGAAAUUAUGUCUCUUACAAGGUUGUGUGGAUGUUUCAUAGGGUCCUACAAAGCUGGUUAGAGAUGGUUUUCUUGUGGUUUAAGAAUCAGGAAACAUGGACAGGGAAUAGUAAGAGUCCUCUAGGUGGCUUUGCUCAUUUUCUGUGCUUAAGGCCUAGUUCCUUCUAAGUGACCUAAGAUACUGUUCCUCUCUGCUCACCUGCCCUCCACCCCAAAUGCACUGCUGUGUCUACAGAUUUUAUGCGUGCUUUAAUUUUUCAUGUGCUAUUGCGGUGUCUGAGCAUGUCUUUGCCCCAGGCUGUCUCUCUUCCUGUUCUGGGAUCUAACCAGGGUACAGGUGUCAGAGGGUGUGGGAAGAGCUCACAGUUUGAUGGUAUUUUUUCAUCUCUCUUCUGGAGCCCAGUGUUGUUCAGCCCUCAUGAUUUUGGCCAUCCUUCUCAGAAUAGUGCCAACAAGAGUUUUUAUUUCCCUCCGUUGCCCUCCCGAGAUCCUUGUAACAUAGUCACACUCCUGCCAGACCUAAAAUGUUAGGAAGCCAUAACUGUGGUCCUCGGUAAAUAGGUGACAGCUGCACUACCCUCUCAGUGCUUACUCUCCAUACAGUAGUCAGGGCUGACAGGUCCUUUCUUUCCCCCACCCCCCUUUUAGAACAAGGUUUCUCUGUGUAACCCUGGCUAUCCUUUAACUCAAUUCGUAGAUCAGGGUGGCCUGGAGAUCUGCCUGUCUCUGCCUCCUGAGUGCUAGAAUUAAAGGCUUGUGCCACUAUACCCAGCUAGAAAGGUCCUUUCUAACUCCUGAAAUUGUCACGUCUGCUCUCUACCUGUUACUUGCCCAGUAGUCCUGAAGACCAGCCUAGGCCCUUAUGUACCUCCAUCUGCAGUGAAGAAAGGGAGGAAACAUCCCUGAUGGGACACUUGACCCACUUGUCUCACUGGCUACUACAAACCCCAGAAUGUAGACUCUACUCCAAAAACAGAGGGUAGAGGUUCUUGACAGCAAACCCCUUUACCUCCCAAGAUCUUCCUGCCACAGGUACUGCUAAAGGAUCUGCCCAGAUCCUGAUGGGUAGACCCCUUCAUCUGGCAAAAGUCAGACUCUUAAAGGAAUGAGAAGAGCAGCACGCAGUGCUGUUGGGACAGACUGUGGUGAAGUGGCCAGUGUCUUCACCCAGUCGCAUGCUUUCCGCAGUGCCCUGCUUACCUGAGGUGUUUAGUGGGUCUUGGGACUUUAGCAUGGUUAGGACACCAGGCUCAGCUUGGGCCACUGCUAGUUGCCCUUCCUCUCCCACAACAUUAAGCAUGGGUGCUUGUAGAAUCCUGGUGACUGAGCAUAUAGUACUAGGUAGUUGGGUUCCUGAGCUGAUGCCCAUCAGGCAGUGAAUGCAUAGUGACCUCUAAAAGGAAGUGAGACUGCUUUUAGGAGCAGAGACUACAGCCCUGUCACCCACCAAGCAGCAAGUCGGAUGUGGAGUGGACUGACUCUUGUAGGGAAGCUGACAGGAUGCCAGAAGUUUCCACUGCUCUAACAGCCAGCCACUCAUGUGCUCCUCAAUCACCCUAUUAAAGGACAAACAAUGACAUCUGUAGCAGAGAAUCAAUGGGUAUAACUCCUCCUGGCUUAAUCAAAUAUCUAUACAUAAAACUUGGAAACUGUUAAAGGUUGGAGUUUUUUUUUUUUAAAGCAGCAAGAAAGCCUCCUGGGUUCUACAUGUUCUUUCUCUGCCUUUCCAUCAGUUUUGAUGGUUCAUGCUUACCUAGGGCUUCCUUUCCUCAUUGGAACUUAGUGUGAUAUACAUGCAAUCAGUUUUUGAGAAAAUUUUUUUGUUACUACUAAUAUUUUAGACUUGUUGAUUCAUCUUUUCAAAAGAUUGGGAACCUGUAUCUCUGGUGCUUGGCAUGGAUUGUGUCCUAGAGAAGAUGCUCAGCCGAGCUGAAGUCCAUCUAUCCUGUCGGGCAUAGUACUUGCUCAGGGAGUGGGACUUUGGUGACAUUUCAUCUGUUGGUCAGCCUUUUUUCCACCCUCUUCUUUUUCAUUCCUGUGGUGACCUCUGCUGGAGGAGGUCUCAUUCAGUUUGAUGGCAUUUUUAACUAGACCACAUUAUUAGAAAUGGUCAAAACAAGUUUAGAGAAAAAUUGUUUUAUGUAAUUUUUAAACAUCUGCCAGAUGCAUUCAUGAGGACAUACAGUACUUUGUCUUAAUUUUAAAAAAAAAAUUAAAAAGGAAAGAAACCCACAUCCCUUUCUCAGAGGUUUGCCUGGUGAGGUCAGUCCAGUCUUGGAAGCACUGCACCAGCCAAACCCGUACUCCCGUAAGAUCACUGGCUGGAGACGCGCAGCCGGCAGGCAGAACUAGUGCUGUUUGCUUUGAUAAUCGUUAAGCCAUAUCAUCUGAGGUUUCCGGCUUGAGAUGUGAAUUUGUUUUAUAGACUAUAAAUAUACAGUGUAUGUAUAAAGCAGAAUGCCUGUCCUUCUGAUUAUUUUUUUGUACCAUAUUGUAAAUUACAUUAUUUAUUCUUUACCAAUUUUUGGGAAUAAAAGGUGUUUUGGUUAUUUAAUAUAAUAAACAAAAACUGUUAAACUUCAGCUAAAA
This is a messenger RNA of Psammomys obesus (fat sand rat), 7407 nucleotides long. RefSeq names its product cramped chromatin regulator homolog 1 (gene Cramp1). The transcript has 21 exons. Gene Ontology annotation, biological process: pattern specification process. NCBI's taxonomy places the organism in Eukaryota, Metazoa, Chordata, Mammalia, Rodentia, Muridae. The record is from RefSeq and is a predicted model, not a curated record. Gene Ontology annotation, molecular function: chromatin binding. Bases 323 to 4156 code for a protein of 1277 amino acids. Gene Ontology annotation, cellular component: nucleus.